AUGCAACCUCCAGACGUUGAGCUCACGACCAAGCCGCUCGGCAGCCAGGUCGAAUUCGCCGCGGGCGGCGGCGGCGGCGACAUUGCCAUCCAGGGGCUGGCCAACCAAGAACUUGCCUUCACCGAAGAAGAGAGCAAUGCGGUCCUCCGCAAGAUCGACCUGCGAAUCUUGCCGCUCGCCGCGGUGGCCUGCGGGAUGCAAUAUGUGGACAAGGCCGGCCUGGGAUCUGCGGCAACAUACGGCCUUCGAGAAGACCUGGGCUUGGUGGACCAAGAAUAUUCCUGGGCCGUGUCCAUCUUCUACUUUGGCUGUCUGUUGGGCUCGUUCUUUGCCGGGCCCAUCCUGCAGCGCUUCCAUGUGGGCAAACUGUUGGGCGUCGCCUACUUUCUUUGGGGGUGCACCUUGUUGGGCUGCAUGGGCGCGAAGGGGUUUGCGUCUUUGGCCGCGUUGAGGUUCCUGCUGGGCCUCUUCGAAUCCGUCCUCGUGCCCGGUCUCCUCCUCAUCACGACCAUGUGGUAUACUCAUCGAGAGCAACCCGCUCGACUUGGCCUGUGGACUGUGCUGAACGGAGCUCUGCCCAUCCCUUUCCUGGUCGUCUUCUGGGGGCUCGGCCAAGUGAAGGGCGGCCCGCUUGUACCCUGGCAACUCAUCUUCCUGCUUUUGGGGCUGUGUACUUGCAUCUUGGGCACCAUCAUGUUUUUCUUUCUGCCAGAUACACCCAGUGAGGUUACAUGGUUGAACGAACGCGAGAGGGCCGUGGCCAUUGAACGAGUGGCCAAAGACCAGACGGGAAUCAAAAACACAACUUUCAAGUGGGAACAGUUCAGAGAAGCCUUGACCGACUUCCGAGUCUGGUUGAUUCUGGCUUCCAUGUUUUUCUCUCAGGUUGCCGGGAGUGUGACGACCAAUUUCCUCGGAAUCAUCAUCAAGGGGUUCGGUUAUACCGCGUUGAAAGCUCAACUACUGUCUGCACCCAACUAUGCCAUCCAAACUGUGGCAGUACUUCUGGUGUCUUUCCCCCCCAGCUACGUCCGUCGACUCCGAAACUGCAAGCAGCCUCUCACGGCGAUUGCGACCAUCAUUGCUCUAAUUGGCACCAUCAUCUUAUAUGUGACGCCAUCUGAAGUCGAGUACAAAUCGCGAAGGCUGGGCGCAGUCAUCAUUCUCUCUGCCGCGGGAUGCAAUUACAAUGUCAUCAUGUCGGUCAUCGCGGCCAACAUCGGAGGUUUCACCAAGAAGCAAGUCACCACCUCACUGACGUUCGUUUGUUAUUGCGCCAUCAACAUCAUCUGUCCGCAGACCUUCCUGCAAAGCGAGAGCCCGAGAUUUCACACCGGUCUGACAUUUGUCAUGUGUAUGCUGUGCGUGUAUCUUUGUCUGUUGGCCAUCAAUUGGACCGGCAUGAGACUAGAGAAUCGUCGCCGAGACAAAUUGGCCUUGACGGAUCCGGCCUACGCCCUGGGUGACAUGAGCGUCGAAAUCAUGUCUGGUUUGAGAGACGAGACGGACAAACAAAACAAGCGCCACAGAUACUCGGGUUAA
Capronia epimyces CBS 606.96 is the source of this 1542-nucleotide messenger RNA. RefSeq lists its product as uncharacterized. Gene Ontology annotation, biological process: transmembrane transport. The transcript has 7 exons. Gene Ontology annotation, cellular component: membrane. The record is from RefSeq and is a predicted model, not a curated record. Bases 1 to 1542 code for a protein of 513 amino acids. Lineage: Eukaryota; Fungi; Ascomycota; Eurotiomycetes; Chaetothyriales; Herpotrichiellaceae. Gene Ontology annotation, molecular function: transmembrane transporter activity.